AUGAACCUUCUGUUCUACCUCUUCUUUUUCAUCCAUGCGCCCCCUGUUUACCCAACGGAUCAGAAGGCUUUGGAGGAUUAUGUGAACCUUCCUGACCCUCAUUACAGUUACACCCUUGUGUCUAAAGAGGAGCACCAUGAUUCCACUGUCUAUACCAUCAAUAUGACCUCACUGAAGUGGUUAGAUGAUUCUGAAGUGGAUAAAACAAUCUGGUGGCAUAUGAUGACCAUUGCUGUGCCCAAAGUAUAUAAGAAUGCACAGAUGAAGAAGUCAUGUUUCCUUUUGCUUGCUGGUGGAAGAAAUGGCGAUCCAGAAGAACCUGCUGAAUACUCUGCUGAUCAGAUUAAAACUCUAGCAGUCACAACUGGAUCUUAUUAUUUCCAGAAGCAUCCUUUUGGGAUGAAGAAUAUAACAGAAAAUAGUUUAUUUGCAUAUGUUUUAUGGAGAUUUAUUAAUGACCCAACCACUUCACUGGACUGGGUCAUCCAAUUCCCAAUGGUCAAGGCCACUGUGCGAGCCCUGGACACGGUUACAGAUUUCUUGCUGAAACAGACUUGUGAAGAUGUACAAAUCACCGAAUUUAUGCUAUUAGGUUCAUCCAAGCGUGGAUGGAUUGCUUGGUUGACUGCAGCCAUUGACAAGCGCGUGGUGUCAUUUGUCUCAGUCGUGAUGGACGUCCUGAAUUUUGUUGAGAAUUUACAUCACCAGUACAGAUCAUAUUGUGGCUGGAGUUUCGCACUGGCACCUUUCUACCACAUCAAUAUUACUCAACAGAUUGAUCAUCCCCGUUUUGAACUUAUUGCUUCAAAUAUCGACCCUUUGAAAUAUAAUGAGCAUUAUAUAAACAAAGCAAAGUACCUGCUUGUGGCAUCAGGAGAUGAAAUGGGCCAGCCUGACAAUUCUUAUUAUUAUUUUAAUCAGCUAACAGGAGAGAAAUAUCUCCGGAUCAUCCCAAAUACGAACCAUGCCUUAGCUUUCUAUGAAGACAAUAUUGGAGUUCCAACUGCCACUUUUUACCUUAUCACCAUGCAGAAUCAACAGCAUCCCCAGGUCCAUUGGAACAGGACUGUGAAAAAUACUGGAGGAGCUAUUUACUUUUCCACAGACCAGGAGCCUUCAUUGAUCUAUGCUUAUUAUGCUAACACUAAUGAUGAUACAAGGAGAGAUUUCAGGAUGCACGUGUUAUCUGGACAAGAAGCUAAAAGGAAUCCUAUUAAAUGGAAUCGUGCUAAGGUGAAGAAAGUGAGCACAAAUGUUUAUAAGAAAGAAAUCAAAAAUCCAGACAAAGGAUGGACAGGAUUCUUCAUUGAGGCUACAUAUUCCGGCUUUGAGGAUUCCAGUGAAAAAUUAGUAAUAACCUCUGAACUUCACAUAAUCCCAGAAACUUUUCCAUGCGAGGAUUGCGUUGGAGAAGAGUGCUAUAGCAAACUGGUCUGAGAACAUUCAACUAAAAUGGAAGAUGCCUUUGGAUGAUCACUAAGAAGAGUCAGAAAAGGGGUAGUCAUCCAAUUGCUGGAAUAACUUAGAAGAGGGAAUGGACAGUAUGUCCUUUCAGAUACUGCUGGGUCAGUAAUCUUCAGCAAUCUCUAUAACACGGCUUCCCCAUCUUUAGCAUAGGUGGGUCUGACUCACAUAUUUUGCAUAAAGCAAGCUAUUUUCAAGGAAUUGUCUGGGAAUCAUAGUGGUAACAAACAUUACUGAGUAGAUAUAGUUGCCUUCAAAUGAUUUUUCCCCCCACUCUUACUUAAUAAAAUUGUACUCUGCAUCACAUCUGGCUAAUUGGGAUUAAUGUACAUUUAAUAUAUGCUUGGAAUUACAAAGGGUUUGACGUUCUGCAAAAUGUUUGGCAAUCUGGAAGAAAAAAGGUUGGGUUGAUCUCGAUCUGAUUUCUGCAUGAAGAAUCUCUGAGUACAGGGCAGAAUUGAGGCACUUUUGUUACAUUUCACAAAGGAA
This is a messenger RNA of Ahaetulla prasina, 1953 nucleotides long. Its product is annotated as autocrine proliferation repressor protein A-like. NCBI's taxonomy places the organism in Eukaryota, Metazoa, Chordata, Lepidosauria, Squamata, Colubridae. Bases 1 to 1437 code for a protein of 478 amino acids. The record is from RefSeq and is a predicted model, not a curated record. The transcript has 12 exons.